Messenger RNA from Fusarium redolens, 1455 nucleotides. RefSeq lists its product as uncharacterized. The coding region runs from base 1 to 1200 and encodes 399 amino acids. The record is from RefSeq and is a predicted model, not a curated record. Lineage: Eukaryota; Fungi; Ascomycota; Sordariomycetes; Hypocreales; Nectriaceae. The transcript has 4 exons.
AUGGAUUCCGAGAAGGGUGAGGGCCAAGCUCCCCGAAUGUCCAAGUAUAGCAAGAUGAAGAGAUCUCCCUUCUUCAUCAAGCUGAUUGUUGCAUGUGCGUUUAUCAUAUGUGCAACUCUCUUCAUGUUUGGCAUGGGUAUCCUCGGCGCAGCCUACGCCAAUGCAAAGUUUUACAACCGUAACAGAAGCCCCGUUGUCGACGUUCUUUCAAGUGAUCAGGUGCACAACAUUGCUCGCCGCCUCGAGAGCGCCGGUGGCUCAUACCCUAUCUCGACCAAGACCGCUGUUUCUACAAUCUAUAGCGUCAGUUACACCUCGAAUGCUGAUGUGGUCACCGAGGUUGAAACUGUUACUGGCACCCGCUAUGUCACUGUGCCUGGUGAAGCCCAGGUGUCUGUUUCUGUCACCACACGGGAGAGCACUACCGAAUACUGUGAGGUUGAGGUCAUUACCAUGACCGAAAGCUACACGGUCACUGUACCCAACGGCAAGGUCUCCCAGGACUCCUCGGGUGAUGCUAUUGGAGCCACCGUGACCGGCAACCCGCAGACUGUGACCGAGAAUGAAACCGAUUUCUCUCUCACCAGAAGUCCGUCUGAUGCUAUCGUCACCGGUAACCCACAGACUGUGACCGAGAACGAAACUGAUUUUUCUCUCACCAGUGGUCCGUCUGAUGCUAUCGUCACCGGUAACCCACAGACUGUGACUGAGAGCAAAACUGAUUUUUCUCUUACCAUUGGUCCACCCGAUGCCAUCACCACCGCCAGCCCUGAGACCAUCACGAAUACUUUCGAGGUUUCCUCGCCCUCCAAAAAACCGCACACAACUAUUACCAUUCAAAGUCUCUAUCCCCCCGAGAAGGUCCGAGCACUGUCACCCAAAUGCUCACCCACCGUGUCAGUUUCUCCUACCAGUAGCACCACGACGACUGUUUACGAAACUGCUGGUGUGCCCCCGACCUCUACAACAACUAUCGUGGUUCCGCCUCCUGCUUACCCACCUUACCCAACCGCCAACAACACCUUACUGCCGGGUCCGUCCGGUAGCGUCACUGUUGCGCCUACUCUACCUACUCCGACUCCUGUUGUUGUCUCAGGAGGCACCAAGAAGCCUGAGCCUCGUGGGUGGGGUGGUACCAGCGGGACCACCAAUCUCAGCUGCACCGUUAUGCUGGUGGCCAUUAUCAUGUUUGCACUCUAAGCUUUGACAGAGUAAUCGGCACAUAUGCUGACCUUUUGAGAAAACUUGAUCAAGGAAAGGAAUGGCAAGAAAGGACUUGCAUGACGUGAAGGGGCCACGUUAGCAGAAUUGGAGUUUCAGCGGUCAGAAUUGGCAUUGGACUUGGCAUCCAAACUGGAAAUGGAGUUGAGAUGAUCUGUAAAUCUGCUCUUGGCUUGCGCUGUGCUGCGUACCUAGGUAAUACAUGAGGGGACGCUGGGAGCUAGGUAUAGAUAA